GGGCAGGGCAGGGCAGGUCGGUGCUGCGGACGGGGCGGCUCCGGGGGGCGGCGGAGGCGCGGUCCGUUUUCAGCGGCCCGGUGCUGUUCCGUCCGGAGGGGUCGCGGCAGGUGCGCGCCGGCGAGGCCUCGCUGCGGGCUGCGGAGCGCGGGUGGGGCGGGGGGCGGCACCGCCGGGCCGGGCUGCGGUCGGGGGCUCGGCGCGGGCUGCGGGGCUCCGGGCCCGGCGGGCGGUGCUGCGCGGCCGCGGGGAGCGGCGGUCCCGGCCCGCUGCGUGCGGGCGGCGUUGGUACCGCCCCGUCCGCGCGCUCCGCCGGGCUGCGCCGUGGAUGUGUCCGCGUUCCCGUGGGCUCUCGGGGCCGCCGCCGCGAUGCCGCCCCUCCCCGUGGAGCGGAGAACGGCUCCGUCCGAGCGGGCCGUAUGGGAGGAGGAGCGGUGCCGGCCGUGCGGCUGUGCCGGCGGUGCGCGGUGGGAGCGCCCGGUUGGGGUCGGCCGAGGAGACGCCGCGGCCGCCCGGAGCAGCGCGGAGGGGAAGUUUACCUUUAUUUGUUAUCCGUGUUUAUGCUGUGAGCCGCCUCCCGCUGCCCGAAGAUGGGGGUUUAUCUCCGACUGAGGGAUAAUAUUUAUGUCAGCAGACUGAAUAACGCCGUCCUCGCGGUCUGCGGUCUGGCCGGGUGCGCUGCUCUGGUCGUGUCGCUGAAUGUUUUCAGGAUGAAUCUGGAAAAACUCAGCAAACCAGAGCUACUGACGCUGUUCAGCAUUCUGGAGGGAGAGUUAGAAGCGAGGGAUCUUGUCAUAGAAGCCUUAAAGGCCCAGCACAGAGACACCUUCAUUGAAGAGCGCUAUGGGAAGUACAACAUCAGUGAUCCAUUAAUGGCUUUGCAGAGAGAUUUUGAAGCCCUGAAAGAGGCGAAUCAUGGUGAAAAGCAGCCAGUAUGCUCCAAUCCCUUAUCCAUCCUGAAGGUGGUGAUGAAACAUUGCAAGAAUAUGCAGGAAAGAAUGUUAUCCCAACUAGCUGCUGCAGAAAGCAGGCACAGAAAGGUGAUCCUGGACCUGGAGGAGGAGAGGCAGCGGCAUGCCCAGGACACAGCAGAGGGGGAUGAUGUCACCUACAUGCUGGAGAAGGAGCGGGAGCGGCUCACCCAGCAGCUGGAGUUUGAAAAAUCCCAGGUGAAAAAGUUUGAGAAAGAGCAGAAGAAGCUCUCGAGCCAGUUGGAGGAGGAGAGGGCACGCCACAAGCAGCUGUCCUCCAUGCUUGUUGUAGAGUGCAAGAAAGCCACUGCCAAAGCAGCAGAAGAGAGUCAGAAGACGGCAGAACUGAGCUUGAAAUUGGAAAAAGAGAAGAGUAAGGUGAGUAAGCUGGAGGAGGAGCUGGCAUCCAAGAGGAAGCGGGGCUUACAGAUGGAAGCACAAGUAGAAAAGCAGCUCUCGGAGUUUGACAUUGAAAGAGAACAGCUGAAAGCCAAGCUGAACAGAGAGGAGAACCGUACAAAAGCGCUGAAAGAAGAAGUGGAAUCUCUGAAGAAAGCCCUGAAAGAGCUGGAGGCCGCUUGCCAGGAGCACGGUCCUACUGAGCCUUUGCAGCCAAGUCUCUCUGUGAUGUCCAGAGGCGUUGCUACUGACAGUCCUGCCGUCAAGUCUGCGUCGUGCCAGACGGAGUUUCCACAAGCAGACCGAGCAAAUCCUGCUGGUGCAAGCAAAGCUGUGCACGCUGCGUUUCCCAGCCCUCCUACACCUACUCAUUCCUAUGCGAAAUCCAACGGUCACUGUGAUACAGACGUGCAGACGGGUGGUGAGCUGCUGCAGCCGAAUGCCGCGGAGAGCCAAGCGCAGAAGGAGAAACCCACCGGUGCAGCGCCAGAGAACACAGUUGAGAAUGGAAGUUCUCCCAUCAGAACGGAGUCACCGGUGCAUCUGCUGUCCCAGCUCCCUCCCAGCGGGGUAUCCCUGUCUCCCAGCAGCACGGCUGCCUCCUCCCUCACACCUUCCCCGUGCUCCUCCCCCGUUCUGAGCAAACGCUUGGUGGGAGCUCCCGCAGGCAGCCCCGGUUACCAGUCCUCCUACCAGGUGGGGAUCAAUCAGCGCUUCCACGCAGCUCGGCACAAGUUUCAGUCUCAAGCUGAACAGGACCAUCAGUGCAGCGGCCUGCAGAGCCCACCAGCGAGGGAUCUCUCUCCUACUCUAGCAGAUAACUCUGCUGCCAAGCAGUUAGCGCGCAACACGGUCACUCAGGUCCUGUCCAGAUUUACCAGCCAGCAGGGACCCAUUAAGCCCGUCUCCCCUAACAGCUCACCUUUUGGCACGGACUAUCGAAAUCUGGCGAAUGCUGUGAGCCCUAAGAGUGAAUCUGGUCAUUCUCCAAGCCCCGGCAAGGUUUCCAGCCCUCUCAGCCCGUUGUCUCCUGGGAUUAAGUCACCAACCAUCCCUCGAGCGGAAAGAGGGAACCCUCCACCCAUUCCUCCAAAGAAACCUGGCCUGGCUCAGUCGCCCGCUGCUCCAACUCCGCUCACCAAAGCCUCCUCUCAGCCGUCCUCCCUGGGUGCCCCCAUGGACGUGGCGAGCAGUUGCUCCAACAACGCCGUGGUGUCCAAUGGCAAAGACAUUGAGAUCCUCCUGCCAACCAGCAGCUAGUCUCCAGCAGAUGUGAAUGUGACAUUCCGUGGCUUAGCAUGCUCGAGCUGAGGCACUGUUUUUUCCACUCCGUGUUAUUUAUUUCCAUAGUAGCAGAACCUGUCUGUAUAAAGCAUUUAGUAUAUAUAUAUUUUUUUCUUUUUUAAUAGGUAGGAAAAUAUUUUUGUUUAUGAAGAAACCUUAACUACAGCUAUAUACAGUAGCCUCAACGUGUCUCAUGGCAACAGUCGAAUCAAUAACAAGAACCUUAACCCUGCACUGGAUCUUACCUAUCAAGCUAAAACGGGACUGAAAUGCUACUUAGAGACUAAGCAGAAAUAGCUUCUGCAGACUUUUUACUCCAGAUGAACAUUGUAUAAAAAGAAAAAAGUGCCUGAACUUAAGCCUGCAUUCCAAUAUAUGAAUGUGAUCCUUUGGAAAAGGUGAGGAUGGGGACCAUCUAGCUGCAGGAUCAAACCCUUCUGUGAGUCAUGAAUGUUUAGGAUGACACUGUUUUUGAUUCUUUGCAUUUGCUGCAGUUAAGUUAGCAAAUGUCUUAUGGAUUCUGUAAGGUGAGCACCAAACUGCUGCGGCAGCCACAGCCACACUGCAUCCCUCAGGACAGAGCUCCUGGGGGCUCUGGGAAGCAACGCAGGUUUCCUGGGCUAGAACUGAGCAAUACAACCCACUUUCCUUCCUGUAUGGUGAGGGUGGCGAGGUGCUGGAACACGUUCCCCAUAGAGCUGUGGGUGCCCCAUCCCUGGAGGCACUGCAGCUCAGGUUGGCUGCCCUGUUGAUGUGCUGGGGGGGCACCCAGCCCAGCAUAGGGGUUGGCACCGGGUGGUCCUUAAGGACCCCUCCAACCUCUGAGCCAUUCUAUGAUUCUGCAUUCACUGUCCAAGCAGGUUUUUUUUUUGCUUUCCUGUAGCACAUCCCGCGUGCUUUGAUGGCUGAACUCCAGGUUCUGGUGUGUCCCUUUUGAUUUCCACUUUCUUUAAGCAUCCUACUGUUGUGUGUAGAACUUCUGAGAAAAGGAUCUUGCUGUCACUUGAUCAAGGUCUUGCUAUUACUUGAAAACAAGAGAACCAAAACACCAGUCCAUAUGAUAGAGGGGUUGUGUGGGUUUUUUUUUUUUGCAACGUGGGAUCUUCUGCUCUACACAAAAGCAAUAAUUUUGUUCAUCAUUUGCACCCAUGGCGUCCAGCUGACCUGGAUCUCAGGCAGGACUUAGCUGUGGGCUUUUUGGCUUUCAUUGGCUGCUGCAAAUAGGGAACCAAAUAAUUGCUGUCCCACGUGUAGGUAGUCUCACACACUCGCCUAUUAAGUACACAGUGCAUUAUCAAAGUCUAUUCUUGAGCCUUUCCUGGAUAAAAAGAGAGCGUGGGAAUUCACUGAGAUGCAAAAUCAUUUAGAGCAGAGGGAAUGGGUGAAGUUUGAGGCAAAUCCUUUGCAAGAAAAGCAGCCUGGGCCCAAAUGGGGCAGAGCAGCUGCUUCUGUGCGGGACGUGCAGCCCUCACUGUGAUGCUCUGCCCUCACUCUGCAUGCAGUGCUUGGCUCCGUGCAGUGAGCAGUGCCCGCGGGUGAUGCUGGGCGGUGGAGGCAGAGAGCAAAACCCUGAGUUAAUUUCUCAGCUGUUGCUUAUGAGCUGAACCUGCACUCAGAAGCAUCCAGCGCUCCCUCCCCCAGCAGCACCAGGUUGCCUACAGCCGGAGAUGCUUUCUCCUUCAGCCUCGUUAAAUAUUUAAUUAAACAAAACGUGUCCCACUUUGCCAUAGGAGAAACACCCGCGGCAGCCGGGAGGAUGCACUGCUGUACCUUAAUGGGUUCCCUCGAGCUUCGGGUCUCCCUUUGUAGUACUUCAGAGCCCUGUGCUGCUUUGAAGUGGCUGUUACCCGCGGUGACCCCACUGUCCUCCCUGCACAGACAUUCAGGUCCAUACCCACCUAUCAGCAGCCUUCAAGUCGUGCUGUUGUGUGCCAUGGUUCCUAACCCCUGGGAGCAGCAGCAGCCCUUUGGGAAGCACAUUUACUGCUCUUUUUAAGUACUCAUAGCAGAUUUGGUUUCUCCUCUUGGUGAGUGUAAUUCCAGAGAUGGAUGGGCAGAUGGAUUCAGGCCCACGUGUGGCUUUUGAUCCAAAAGCAAGGCUUUGUAUACACUGCUUUAACACGUUCCUUUGCUUUUACGUUGAUGUAAAUUGUAUUAUCCCCCCUCCUUAUAGCUCUAGAGAGAGACUAUGAUGAACUUUAUUAGGAAAUGCACUGAGUACUGUUUCUUCUAAAAUAUACUAUGGGAAGGGGCAUGCAGAAGAAUGUAUUUUUGCUAGCAGCCCAUCUUUGGGGGGGAAUUAAGCACAAAGGUGGCAGUGGCUCCAAUUAACUCAGUGAGGAGCUCAAAGAUAGAGCUGUCCAUGUAGAUUCCGUGUGAAAGCAGCUGAAUAUCACUCCUGGAACUCCCACCUGUCACAAGCAAGAGUUGUCACUGGAGAAUGGAGUAUAAUGAAGUGCAAAGACGUGUACUCUGGUAUUAAUCCAUUAACACUUGUACAUUUGUAAAGCCAAACGUACCGAGCUGAAGUCUUUAAUCAUUUUUAUAGCUGACGGCAUUAAACGUGUUAAACAUUCGUAUGAUCAAUAAAGGAUUUUAUUUUUAA
This is a messenger RNA of Gallus gallus (chicken), 5259 nucleotides long. RefSeq names its product CTTNBP2 N-terminal like (gene CTTNBP2NL). The record is from RefSeq and is a predicted model, not a curated record. Bases 591 to 2630 code for a protein of 679 amino acids. Lineage: Eukaryota; Metazoa; Chordata; Aves; Galliformes; Phasianidae. The transcript has 5 exons.